This is a messenger RNA of Dreissena polymorpha, 6637 nucleotides long. RefSeq names its product isoleucine--tRNA ligase, mitochondrial-like. The record is from RefSeq and is a predicted model, not a curated record. Gene Ontology annotation, biological process: isoleucyl-tRNA aminoacylation. Gene Ontology annotation, molecular function: aminoacyl-tRNA deacylase activity; ATP binding; isoleucine-tRNA ligase activity. NCBI's taxonomy places the organism in Eukaryota, Metazoa, Mollusca, Bivalvia, Myida, Dreissenidae. Gene Ontology annotation, cellular component: cytosol. The transcript is spliced from 23 exons. The coding region runs from base 70 to 3012 and encodes 980 amino acids.
CCAAAUAUGUCAGCCUCCAUGGCGUCCUGGAAAUCAUGACAGAGUUUAACUUGCAAAAUUAAAACAAUAAUGAAUUGUGCAUUUCAAAAUAGGUUAAUAAAAUCAAUAAAUACAUCUCUUCGACUUAAUUGCCGCUUUUUAUUCGAUGACAAACCAACGAAAAAGUCGAGAAGCAAAAAAUACACUUCAACUUUAAACUUGCCCAAAACAGCAUUUCCAAUAUCGUUAAAAGAUGCACCACUACGCGAAAAAGAAAUACAAAAGAUAUGUGGAUUUGCUGGUCUGUAUGACUGGCAGUUGAGGAACAACACUGGACCUGAGUUUGUUCUUCAUGAUGGUCCCCCAUAUGCAAAUGGAGUCCCUCAUGUAGGACAUGCUAUUAACAAGAUAUUGAAGGACAUCAUUAAUCGUUACCACGUGCUCCGUGGAGACCGUGUCCACUAUAUCCCUGGCUGGGACUGCCACGGGCUGCCCAUAGAACUGAAGGCACUUCAGGGCAGGGGCCAGCUGAGGUUGACACCAGUCCAGGUCAGGGAGGAAGCCAAGAAGUUUGCAGAGAGCUCCAUUCAGGCUCAGAUGAAGUGCUUUAGCCGAUGGGGGGUGAUGGCUGACUGGACUGCCCCAUAUUGCACAUUCCACCCAGAAUACGAGGCAACACAGCUGGAAGUUUUCAUGCAACUUUUAGAGAAGAGCUAUAUCUACCAAGAUGUGAUGCCUGUGUAUUGGUCACCAUCUUCAAGGACUGCCCUUGCUGAGUCUGAGUUAGAGUACAACAGCAGCCAUGUGAGCACGUCUGUGUAUGUUCGACUCCUGUUGAGGGUCAAACCUGCCUUCAUUAACACUGACAAACGGGUAUUUGCUGUUAUCUGGACCACAACUCCUUGGACAUUACCUGCCAAUCAGGCUGUGGCAUACUCAGAGAAUAUAAGGUAUAUGUGCAUGGAGGAAGAAGACAGCAGUGAUAUGUACCUUUGUGAGGAUAGCUUUGUGGAAAAGCUUCAAUCUAUCCUUGAAAAAAAACUGCAAAAUGUUGGAUCAUUUAUGGGAUCAGAUUUGCGUGGAGUCACCUAUGAGCAUCCGUUGACCAAUGAAGAGCUGCCAUUCCUGGCUGGAGGUCAUGUGACCGCAAACAAAGGCACAGGAUUGGUCCACACAGCGCCCUCACACGGCCAUGAUGAUUUUCAACUGGCAAAAUCUCAUCAGAUUGACAUUGAAGUAUUUCUCGAUGACAACUGUUGCUAUACUGAUAAUGCUGGUCAGGAUCUUGUUGGUAAACCAGUUGGAAAAGAAGUGGAGGAUAUAGUCCUUGAGAAGCUUGGCGACAUGCUACUGCACAAGGAGGCGUUCACUCACAGCUACCCGUAUGACUGGCGGACCAAGAAACCUGUCAUCAUACGCACCAGUAGACAGUGGUUUAUUGACACCAGGGCACUUCAUCAACAAGCUAGCGAAUGCCUUCAAGAUGUCACUAUAUUUCCAUCGAGUCUGGUGUCCAGCAAGGCAGCCAUGUUGGGUUCCCGGUCAUACUGGUGUAUCUCACGACAGCGUGUCUGGGGCGUGCCUAUACCUGUGUUCUACCACAGACAAACCAAGCAGGCUCUUACUUCCAGACCUAUAAUAGAGCACAUCAAAACCCUGGUUGCCAAGGAGGGAUCAGGCAUUUGGUGGUCACUCUCAGAUGAAGAAUUACUGCCGCAGUCACUUCUUGACCAGUUAGGGGCUGGGAAGACGGCUGAUUACGAUAGGGGUCAAGACAUUCUGGAUAUCUGGUUUGAUAGUGGCUCCUCAUGGGCAGCUGUGCUCGGUGCAGGGAAGCAGGCAGAUGUUUACUUAGAGGGGACAGACCAGUUUGGAGGUUGGUUCCUGUCUUCAUUGCUCACCUCCGUGGCCCUGCAGGGGAAAGCCCCUUACAAGAGCCUGGUUGUGCACGGCUUCACGAUGGAUGAGGAUGGCAGAAAGAUGUCCAAGUCUCUCGGCAAUGUGGUCGACCCAGAUAUUGUGGUCCAUGGCACCAAGAACCAGGAGAAGACUCCAGGGUAUGGUGCAGACGUGUUGCGAUGGUGGGCCGCUGUGUCCAACCUGCAGUCUCACAGCUCCAUCGGGACCACCAAGCUGGAGAACAUCAGAGCUGAGCUCUACAGUUGUAGAACGACCCUUCGUUUCCUCUUGGGCAACAUCAGCUGUAAGAACGAGGGCCCACUGGUCCACUAUGAUUCCUUGUGGCCACAGGACAAAUACAUGCUGUAUCAGCUCUACCAGCUUGCUUCAAAGAUAUGUGGGUUCUAUGAAAACUUUGAGUAUGCCAAACUCCUUCAGCAUGUGCUCAAGUUCUGCAAUGAUGAUGUGUCUAAAUUCUAUGCCUCCAUCGUUAAAGAUAGGUGUUACUGUAGUGAGGAAGACAGUGUACCACGUCGGGCCAGUCUUACGGCCCAGUUUCACAUCCUGGACGUGUUGACCCGAGCCCUAGCUCCCAUUCUCCCUCACUUGACUGAAGACCUCUAUCAGCACUACCCGCCUGGAAAACGAAAAGCAGAUGUGGACAGCCUGUUUAAGACAGGCUGGUUUAACCUUCCAUCUGAGUGGAACAACCCAGAGAUCGUUCACACGCUUCGGCCGGUACUGGACAUUCGAGAGCACCUGAUGGACAUCCUUGGAUCGGAGCCCUCCCUAGAGUUUGAUGCAAUGAUCUUCUGUAGCAAGCUGCUGCAUAGUAAACUUCAGGAGCUCCAGCCCCAGCACACAUCAAGCCUGUCCCCCCUGUGUGAGAUCCUGCAGACAGCCAGCACCACCCUUACUGAGGAACCCCUCGUGGUGAUCCCUGACGACGUGCAGGCAAUCAACGGUAUCUGCAAUGUCCACAUGAAAGAUGGCUUUGGGUCACCAGAGAAAUAUGUGAUAAUUUUAAAGGAUACAGACCGCUUUCUCUGCGAGCGUUGUCGUCGGUUCAUGGCAGAUGAUUCUAAUGAGCCCUGCAAACGCUGCAUGGCAGUGCUAGCGUCUGGUUGGGAAUAACUGCCUAACAUGGAUAGCUCUGUACCUGUUACAUUAACUCAUAAAUGUGUCUAGAAUCAUAGAAAUAUUUUAGUGAAUUCCAGACAAAAAAUAUAUUCAUACCACAGAUUUGUCAAAAGUCAUAGUAUUUAUGUUGCAUAUUGCAACUGAUAAACCAUAGUUGUAGCAAAAUUAUCACUUGUAUUGAUAUAGCUUAUUGUUAUUAUGGAAAUAUCAAUGAAUUCAAAUUGAUAAAACACUGUUUCAAUCGAACAUUUUCGGUUAAUAUUUCUGCCCCCUGUAACUGUUGAACCAUUUCCCUCAUAAGAAGCAAAGUGAAAAUGGCUUUUCCAACCAGCAUAAAACCAGAACAGCCUGCAAGUAACUCGCAGUCUUUUCAUGUUUUAUGCUGUGUGCUGCUCAUCAGUAACUCGCAGACUGUUCAGGUUUUAUGCUGUUUGCUGCUCAUCAGUAACUCAGAGUUGGAAAUGAAGACUUUAAAAUUUGAAUCUGGUAGGAAAGGUCUUUAGCUUAAUUCAACUUUCUAUGGGACUGUAAAUGCGUCAAAACAUGUAUCUAAGUGGUAAAGGGUUAAAUAAGAAUCUAAGUGGUAAAGGGUUAAAUACUUAUCUAAGUGGUAAAGGGUGAAUAGACUUAUAGGUUAAAAAUAUCUUAAAAAUAGGUUAUGAGGUACAGUUUGACCUGCAUUUGAAAAAAUAAAGUUAAAUGUUGUUGUUGUUCGGUAUUGACAUGUAUUGAAGUUAAGUCAUCAUGUUGGAUGAGCACCUGAUGUUUAUAUAAAUUGUGGAACAUAUACAAUUCUUACAUACACAUUACAGUUUUAAAUUAUUUUUAGCUCACCUGAGCACAAUGUUCUCAUGGUGAGCUUUUGUGAUCACCUUUUGUCCGUCGUCCAUUGUGUGGCGUCAACAUUUGCCUUGUUAAUUCUCUAAAGACCACAUUUAUUGUCCAAUCUUCAUGAAAUUUAGUCAGAAGAUUGGUCUCAAAAAUAUCUUGAAUGAGUUUGAAAAUGGUUACGUUUGCUUGAAAAACAUGGCUGCCAAGGGGCAGGGCUUUUUUUCCUUAUAUGGCUAUAUAUGGCUAUAGUAAAAUCUUGUUUACACUCGUGAGGCAACAUUUAUUGUCCGAUCUUCAUGAAACUUGGUCAGAAGAUUCAUCCCAAUAAUAUCAUGGACGAGUUCUAAAAUGGUGGGGCGGGGCAUUUUUCCUUAUACGGCUUUAUAUGGCUUAAGUAAAACCUUGUUAACACUCUAAAGGCCACAUUUAUUGUCCAAUCUUCAUGAAAUUUGGUCAGAAGAUUGGACUCAAUGAUAUCUUGGAUGAGUUCGAAAAUGGUAACGUUUGCUUGAAAAACAUGGCUGCCAAGGGGCGGGGCAUUUUUCCUUAUAUGGCUAUAUAUGGCUUUAGUAAAAUCUUGAUAAUACUCUAGAGGCCACAUUUAUUUCCGAUCUUCAUGAAACUGUCAGAAUAUUCAUCCCAAAAAUAUCUUGGAUGAGUUCAAAAAUGAUGCUGGUUGGUUGAAAAACACGAAUGCCAGGGAGCGGGGCAUUGUUCCUUAUAUGGCUAUAGUAAAACCUUGUUAACACUCUAGAGGCCUUAUUUAUUUUCCGAUCUUUAUGAAACUUGGUCAAAAGAUUUGGCCCAAUGAUAUCUUGGAUGAGUUCAUGGUUUUGGUUGCUUUAAAAACAUGGCCACCAGGGGGCUGGGCAUUUUUCCUUAUAUGGCUUAAGUAAAACCUUGUUAACACUCUAGAGGCCACAUUUAUUGUCCAAUCUUCAUGAAAUUUGGUCAGAAGAUUGGUCUCAAUGAUAUCUUGGAUGAGUUCGAAAAUGGUAACGUUUGCUUGAAAACAUGGCUGCAAAGGGGCGGGGCAUUUUUCCUUGUAUGGCUUUAGUAAAAUCUUGUUAACACUGUAGUGCCACAUUUUUUGUCCAAUCUUCAUGAAACUUGGUCAGAAGAAUCAUCCCAAUAAUAUCUUGGAAGAGUUGAAAAACAUGGCCGCCAGGGGGUGGGGCUUUUUUCCUUAUAUGGCUAUAGUAAAACCUUGUUAACACUCUAGAGACCACAUUUAUUUUCCGAUCUUCAUGAAACUUUGUCAGAAGAUUUGUCCCAAUGAUAUUUUGGACGAGUUCGAAAAUGGUUUUGGUUGCUUUAAAAACAUGGCCACCAGGGGUGGGGCAUUUUUACUUAUAUGGCUAAAUAUGGCUUUAGUAAAACCUUGUUUACACUCUAGAGGCCACAUUUAUUGUCCAAUCUUCAUUAAAAAUUUGGUCAGAAGAUUGGUCUCAAUGAUAUCUUGGAUGAGUUUGAAAAUGGUUACGUUUGCUUGAAAAACAUUGCUGCCAAGUGGCGGGGCAUUUUUCCUUAUAUGGCUAUAGUGAAAUCUUGUUAACACUCUAGAGGCCAUAUCAUGAAACUUGGUAAAAAGAUUCAUCCCAAUAAUAUCUUGGACAAGUUCAAAAAUGAUGCCGGUUGGUUGAAAAAUAUGGCAGCCUGCGGCGGGGCAUUUUUCCUUGUAUGGCUAUAGUAAAACCAUGUUAACACUCUAGAGGCCAAAUUUAUUUUCCGAUCUUCAUGAAACUUGGUCAGAAGAUUUGUCCCAAUGAUAUCUUGGAUGAGUUUUAAAAUGGUUUCGGUUGCUGUAAAAAUAAAGCCACUAGGGGGCGGGCAUUUUUCUUAAUAUGGCUAUAUAAUGCUUUAGUAAAACCUUAUUAACACUCUAGAGGCCACAUUUAUUGUCCGAUCAUGAUGAAACUUGGUCACAAGAUUUGUACCAAUGAUAUCUUGGACGAGUUCGAAAAUGGUUCCGGUUGGUGGAAAAACAUGGCUGCCAAGGGGGCGUGGCAUUUUUCCUUAUAUAGCUAUAGUAAAACCUUAAAAACACUCUAGAACCCAAAUUUAUGGUCCAAUCAUCAUUAAACUUUGUCAGAAGAUUUGUCCCAAUAUCUUGGACAAGUUUGAAACUGGUUCUAGUUGCUUGAAAAACAUGGUCACCAGGGAGCGGGGCAUUUUUCCUUAUAUGGCCUGAUGAAUCUUCAUGAAACUUUGUCAGAAUAUUUGUUUAAACGAUAUCUUGGAUGUGUAAGAAAAUGGUUCUGGUUUGUUCAAAAACUUGGCUGCCAGGGUGUUCACUAGUCAUGGAAGUUGGUAAGAACAUUAUGUUCUAAUGUCAUCUUGGGCUGCACAGAACAACAGGUCAGUUCCUUUGAAUCUCAGGUGAGCAACUUUGGGCUUUUCAGGUCCUCUUGUUCUAAUGUACUUUUUCUUAGGAAAAUGAUUCAGCUUUCAUCUAAAUUGUUUGAAAAUAAAUUGGUUUAUUUUUUUUUUAAUUAAGCCUUUUUCAUUCUGCUUUCAUACUGUUUUGAAUUCCAAAGAUCUGACAAUUUCACAAUUAAUAUUAGUAGUAGUUUACACAUAUAUUGACUUUAUGUAUUUCAUGAGACCCAUGUUCCCAUUUUUAGGAUAUUGAUAAGUCGAAAAAUAGUAUUAUGAAAUACAUGUGAAAUAAUUGAUAUAAAAGAUAUUAUUAAAUGCAUGUUUUGUUGCUAAAUGUUGCUUGAAAGUAUAGAAAGUAUUUUCUUAAUGUCUGUUAUCUGACACUUUUUAAAAAUAAAAUUUUAAUAUA